This is a messenger RNA of Colletotrichum acutatum, 1806 nucleotides long. RefSeq names its product serine/threonine protein kinase. NCBI's taxonomy places the organism in Eukaryota, Fungi, Ascomycota, Sordariomycetes, Glomerellales, Glomerellaceae. Gene Ontology annotation, biological process: protein phosphorylation. The coding region runs from base 213 to 1532 and encodes 439 amino acids. Gene Ontology annotation, molecular function: ATP binding; protein kinase activity; protein binding. The transcript has a single exon. The record is from RefSeq and is a predicted model, not a curated record.
CCCCUUUCAUGACCUAACAAUAGACUUCCUCACACUUUUAAUGUUCUAGUGUUCAGUAACUUUCAUAGCUUGUGGUCGCUCUCUUUUACCUCUGUCGUUAUUAUUGCUUCCUCAACCCUCUCCGAACUGGCUUACGUGUGGAAUUGAGUGUUUAUCUGUCACUUGGGUAACACCAAACAAUAUCGCUCACUCGUUCAGUGUUUGUUGCGAUUAUGCAGGACCUUGAAACUCUCCGCAAUGGAGGCUAUCGCGACCAAGGUCUCCAAAAGCUCAAAAUCACCGGCACUUUGGACGAAUUCCCCUCGGAAAUCCUGGAACUAGCCGAAACCCUCGAGCAUCUAGAUCUCUCUGGGACCGGCAUUUCUGUUCUCCCCGAUGACUUCAGCCGGCUGCGCAAGCUCAAGAUCGCCUUUUUUUCUGACUGCCGGUUCACCGUGUUUCCCAAACAGCUAUCGGACUGUGCCGAACUCGAUAUAGUGGCAUUUCGCUCCAACGGCAUGAGCACCAUCCCAGAAGAUUCCUUGCCACCCAAGCUACGUUGGCUCAUCCUCACGAACAACAGCAUCGAGGCACUGCCCCGAAGCAUCGGCCGCUGCUCUCGGCUCCAGAAGUGCAUGCUUGCCGGCAACAGUCUCACAAGCCUCCCGGAUGACAUGGCGGCCUGCAGUAAACUUGGCCUACUCCGUCUUUCCGCCAAUAACUUCUCCGACCUGCCGAAAUGGCUGUUUGAACUCCCCGAACUCGCCUUUCUAUCUGUUGCCGGCAAUCCCUGUUGCUCAGUCAGUCUCGAGGAGGAGCUUGCUCUGCUGCGCAAAGUGGACUGGGAGGAUAUUGAGAUGAGGGAGUUGCUGGGCCACGGAGCUUCUGGCGACAUCUUCAAAGCGAGGUGGAUGCUCGCCGACUCGGUGGUAGAAGAGGUAGCUGUGAAGCUGUUCAAGGGGGAGGUGACGAGCGACGGGACACCGCUAGAUGAAAUGGGCGCCUGUCUGGCGGCAGGUUCGCACGACAACCUCAUCAGCACUUUGGCCAGCAUCCAGGGCCAUCCAGAGAAGCACGGCCUCAUUAUGCAACUCAUUCCUCCCCAUUACCAGAGUCUCGGGCUGCCGCCUUCCUUGGACACUUGUACUCGAGACCGGUACGAACCAGGCAAGAGAUUGUCGGUCAAGGUUAUUCUUGAGCUAUUGGGUGGCGUUGCCGCAGCUGCUCUUCACCUUCACAGCCGAAAAGUCUCUCACUGCGAUCUCUAUGCGCAUAACAUUCUCUUGAACGAAGACGGACACGCUUUGCUGGGCGACUUUGGAGCAGCGACGAUCUACGAGCACCUCGGUAGAUUCAACUUUGAGAAGCUGGAGGUACUUGCAUUCGCUCACCUCAUUGAUGACAUGAUCGGGGUUGCUUAUGUCGAAGAGAGUGAUGGAAGACAGCAGACACUGCAAAGUUUGCGGGAGUUGCACAUCCGCUGCUCCAACUCCAUUGUCUCUGAGAGACCUACCUUUGCUGACGUGGUGGAUUCUUUCCAGACAUUGGUAUGAAAUCCAUCAGCCUCAAAAGGCGGUCUCUGCCUGUUGUUUCGGCCUCUGGGGUUCCAUGCGGUGAAGUAUGCUUGGCAGGUCCAAGAGAGGUUUCUGGGCAAGGAUAUAUCAGCUGUGCAGGUGCGAACUUCACGAGAAGUUGAGUAGAUGGAGACCUUAUAACGAAUAGACGCAAGAAACACAAAGGGAAUGAGAUAUGGGGCUAUAGAAUUAAACACAUCCUAGACUUAGACGCAUUUAGAAUUCAACCAACAUGACAUUUAGAAUGGCCAUC